This is a messenger RNA of Ailuropoda melanoleuca (giant panda), 4380 nucleotides long. RefSeq names its product cyclin and CBS domain divalent metal cation transport mediator 3 (gene CNNM3). The record is from RefSeq and is a predicted model, not a curated record. NCBI's taxonomy places the organism in Eukaryota, Metazoa, Chordata, Mammalia, Carnivora, Ursidae. Gene Ontology annotation, cellular component: plasma membrane. Gene Ontology annotation, molecular function: transmembrane transporter activity. The transcript has 9 exons. The coding region runs from base 23 to 1900 and encodes 625 amino acids. Gene Ontology annotation, biological process: magnesium ion homeostasis; transport.
GGCCGAGAGGGGGCAGCAGGCGAUGGCGGCGGCGGCGGCGGCGGCGGGUCGUCUAGGCUGGUUGCUCGCCGCGCUGUGCCUAGGCAACGCCGCCGCGGAGGCGGCGUCGGGCCCGCGAGUGUUGGGCGUCUGUCUGGAGGAGGACGGAGCUGCGGACGCGGGGUGGGAGCGCGGAGGAGAGGUGCGGGCGGCACCGGAGGCCACCUUCCGCCUGCGCCUCUUCGGCUCCGGCUUGGCCAACAGCUCUUGGUCCUGGGUGGCCCCCGAGGGGGCGGGCUGCCCCGAGGGCGGGCCGGCCGCGGCGCCCGAGGAGGCGGUGGCCCCCACGGGCGAGUGGCGCGCAUUGCUGCGCCUGCGCGCCGAGACCGGCGCGCCCCUGGCCAGCCUGGCGCAGGCGGCGCUGGCGGUGCUGCUGUACCGUGCAGCGGGACAGCGCGCCGUGCCCGCCGUGCUGGGCAGCGCGGGGCUCGUGUUCCUGGUGGGCGAAGUGGUGCCGGCCGCCGUGAGCGGGCGCUGGGCGUUGGCGCUGGCGCCGCGCGCGCUGCUCCUCAGCCGCCUGGCUGUGCUGCUGACCCUGCCGGUGGCGCUGCCCGUGGGCCAGUUGCUGGAGCUGGCGGCGCGGCCAGGGCGGCUGCGCGAGCGCGUGCUGGAGCUGGCCCGCGGCGGCGGCGACCCCUACAGCGAUCUCAGCAAGGGCGUGCUGCGCUGCCGGACGGUGGAGGACGUGCUCACGCCACUCGAGGACUGCUUCAUGCUGGACGCCAGCGCCGUGCUGGACUUCGGCGUCCUGGCCAGCAUCAUGCAGAGCGGCCACACGCGCAUCCCAGUGUACGAGGAGGAGCGGUCCAACAUCGUGGACAUGCUCUACCUCAAGGACUUGGCCUUCGUGGAUCCGGAAGACUGUACGCCGCUCAGCACCAUCACCCGCUUCUACAACCAUCCGCUCCACUUCGUUUUCAACGACACGAAGCUGGACGCUGUCCUGGAGGAGUUCAAACGAGGGAAGUCGCACCUGGCCAUCGUACAGAAGGUGAACAACGAGGGUGAAGGUGACCCCUUCUACGAGGUGCUGGGCCUGGUCACGCUGGAGGACGUCAUUGAGGAGAUCAUCAAGUCUGAGAUCUUGGACGAGUCUGAGGACUACCGGGAUGCCACGGCGAGGAAGAAGCCUGCUCCUCUGAGUGCCCCUCUCAGGCGGAAAGAGGAAUUCUCCCUGUUCAAGGUGUCUGACGAUGAAUAUAAAGUGAAAAUCUCGCCUCAGCUGCUCUUGGCCACCCAACGCUUCCUGUCCCGAGAGGUGGAUGUGUUCAGCCCCCUGCGCAUCUCCGAGAAGGUUCUGCUGCACCUGCUGAAGCAUCCCAGCGUCAACCAGGAAGUGAGGUUUGACGAGAGCAACCGCCUGGCUGCACACCAUUACCUGUACCAGCGCAGCCAGCCGGUGGACUAUUUCAUUCUCAUCCUGCAGGGCAGGGUUGAGGUGGAGAUCGGGAAAGAGGGCCUGAAGUUCGAGAACGGGGCCUUCACCUACUAUGGCGUGUCUGCCCUGACAGCACCGUCCUCGGGUCACCAGACGCCGGUGUCUUCGCUCCAGUCCAUCCGCCACGACCUGCAGCCCGAGCCAGCUGAUGGGGCCCGCUGGUCUGCGUACUGUCCUGACUACACCGUGAGGGCCCUCUCCGACCUGCAGCUCAUUAAGGUCACGCGGCUGCAGUACCUCAAUGCACUCCUGGCUACUCGGGCCCAGAACCUGCCACAGUCCCCGGAGAACGCAGACCUCCAGGUCAUCCCAGGCAGCCAGACCAGGCUCCUCGGUGACAAGACCGCCAUGGCAGCAGGGUCCAACCACAGCAGACCCGGCCUCCCAGCGGAGGAGAGCCCUGGGCGGAACCCAGGGGUUUAACUGCUUGCCAGGCAGCCCCAGGUCUGGGGAAUGGACAAGCACGUGGGGAACUGGAGAGCCAAGGAGUAGCGUCCUGUCAGCCUGUCCCCAUCCCCUCCAGGCCACGUUUUAGAUGGCCCUUAUAGAUGUGGGUCCUGGGCUGUCCUCAGAACCAGACCUCAGUGCCAGGAGCCUUCAGCAGGCUGUACCCUCCUUUAGGAAAUGGGGGUCAGUUGGGGCACAGCCCUCCAGGCCUGCUUCUGAAGGGAAUGAAAAGGACACUGUCAUCUCCGGUCCCCAGGACCCAGCCUUCUCCCUGUGACGACAGUGCAGUGUAUUUAUACCUCUUUGGGCCAAGCCAUGACGUGAGUGCAUGAUUACUGCCUUUACGGGGCUGUGACCUGUGCUCGCUUCGCUUUCAAUUUGCCAACCUUCUGCUGCCGGCAGCACUUUCUGAGCAAACCAGGAGCACUGGUUUUGGCUGGGGGUUCACAUCCUUGGCCACAGUGAACUAUUUGGCUUCCCUUACAAUGCCAUGUUUCAGAGCACACGCCCCAGCCUGUCCCAUGUGCUGAACCUUGAAGCUCGAUGACCCCCUCCCUCCCCCGGUAUGUCCCACUGUCCUGCUCCCUCCUGUGGAGGUUGCUUCUCUGAGCCUUGCGCUCAGAGCCCUGAGCAAACAAGCUGGCCCCCAGUGGCACUGCGGAGGCCUCCUCCUGCCUCCCUGCCUGUCUUGCUUAGUUGCCACUAACAGUAUUGUCACUUCUGUGUUUGAAGAAGAGAGGUCAUACAUGGGAGGAAGGGGUGUGCUGCCCCUAACCCUUUCUCGGUUGCUGGAUCCCAGGGAGAGGAACCAGCCAUUAGACCUUCUUCUAGGCCUCCGUGGAGAGCUGGAUGGCUGGCAUUUGCACAGAGAGCAGCAAGGGAGGGAAGGGUUGGUAAUGGAGCAGGUAGGCCCUCAUCCCCUUUCUUUCAAAAAAACCAAAACACACACAAAAAAACAAACACCAGUUUUUCUUGUAUCUCUGAAACAUUUCACCUCUUUGCUUUUUUGCUCUUCUUAGCUAUGGGGUUUUAGAGAACGGGGAACAAGAAGGCAUUUAUGUUUUUCUUCUGGUUUGCCCAUAUUGACCUUCUCCAGUUCUUCAGCUGUAGAAACUGGGGCGUCACAGAGAUGCAGGAUUGCAGAUUGGAUAGGGAGGGAGGAUUUCUGGAACUUUUUUCAAAGGAAUUUGGGUCCCUUAUCUGGGACUGGUGAGAAUGAAGGCCAAAGAACAAUGGCAUGCUCACUUAGAAACUUCCCAAGGAAUUCUAAGAGCAAACCCAGGUGGGAAACAUACUUUACAAUCAUCUCUCUCCAGAAUAGUGGUUCUUAACCUUGGCUGCAUGUUAGAAUCCCUGGCAAAUUGAAAAAUCCUGAUACCUGGGGCCCUGUCUUCCAGGGAGCCUGAUUUAAUUGAUCUGGGUGGGUAUCAGGAUUUUAUUUUUUGAAACAGUUUUAAUUAAAAAAAAAUCAAUACUCCCCCCCCCCCCCCCNCCCCCCCCCCCCCGCAAAGUAAGCUCCACACUCAACAUGGGGCUUGACCUCCCAACCCUGAGGUCAAGAGUCGUGUGCUCUACUGACUGAGCCAGCCAGGAGCCUCUGAAACAAUUUUAGAGUCACAGAAGGAUUCCAUACACCCUUCACCCAGGUUCCCCUAAUGUUAAACAUGUUACAUAACCAGGUACAUCUAUCAGAACUAAAAAAAUUAACAUUGGCACAAACCUGUUAACUAAAUUACAGACUUUAUUUGGAUCUCACCAGUUUUUCCAAUAAUGUCCUUUUUCUGUUGCAGGAUCCGAUCCAGGAUACCAAGUUGCAUUUAGAGUUAUUGCUUACUUUUUUCUAACUUUUUAUUUUGAAACAAUUACAGAAUCGUAGGAAGUUACAGGCUAGAGGGACCCUUCACCCAGUUUUCCUCAGCGGUUGCUCUCACACAGAACACAGUAUCAGAACCGCAAAGCUGACACCGGCUCCGUGUGGGUGAUAGCUCUGUCCUCCCAGGUAGAUUUGUGUAGCUGCCAUGGCCCUCUUGACGAAGAGCUGUGCCGCCACCACGAGGACCUCCCUCGGAGCGCCGCGUUAGAGCCACAGCCACCCCCCCACCCCGGCUUCCAUCCCUAGUCCCUGGCAACCACUAAUUUGUCAUUUCAAGAAUGUUCUGUAAGUGGGGUCAUACAAUAUAUGACCAUUUGGGACUGGCUUUUUUCGUUCAGAAUAUUCCAGAGAUGUGUCCAGGUUGUUGCGUGUGUCAAUAGUUCAUUCCUUUUGAUUGCUGCGUAGUAUUCCUCGAUAGACUCACUGUCCCAUUGAAGGGCAUCUGGGUGGUUUCCGGUUUUUGGCUGUUCCAAAUAAAGCUGCUAUGAACAUUCCUUACAGGUUUUUGUGUUAACGUGGGUUUUCUGAGGUAAAGGUCCAGUAAUACAAUUGCUAAGUUGUGUGGCCGCUGUGUAGUUUGUUU